AUGAUUAAUUCAACAACAAAUGAAAUUGUUAGUAAUGAUGGUGGAAAUUUUGAAUUAUUAAACCUUAAAAAUGAGGAGAAUAAUGUUGAUAUUUAUUUGGAAAUGCUUAAAAAUAAAUUCUCUGAUCCAACAUUUUUGAUUGGACUAGAACAUUUUUUAGGUAAUUAUUCUAUACGUGGUGGCAGUCAACUCGUUCGAGAAUCAAUCUCUCGCCACCUACGUCGACUCUUUGGUGUUUCUCUUCGUUGGGAAGAACUUUUUUUGGUUAAUAAUGAAUUGUCGGCUCUUGAAGUGUUCGUAAAUACUUUUUGUUUGAAUGGAGGUGAAUGGUAUUUAAUUCUCUGUCCAGCACCUUUUGCCUACCCAGAACUGGCAAAAAAUAUUAGAACACAAACUCAAAUAGAAUUUUAUCCAAUUCCCCUUACAACUAACGGUAAACAAUUGGAAAUGAAUGAUUUAAUAAAUACAUAUCAAAAAAUUGAGGAAAAGGGUAGACGAGCACGGGCUCUUCUUUUGCAUAAUCCACAUCCAAUUCUCGGUUCUCUCCAAGAUGGAGAUAGAAGAAUUGCUAAAUUAGUAGAAUGGACUAGCGAAAAAGAAAUGUUUAUUUUGUUGGAUGAAAGUUUAGCAUCUCUUGAUUUAUGGGAAUUUAGUAGUUGUUUGGCUUUAGACCAUAAUUCUCUUCAAUCUGGAAAAAAUAUUAUUUGGAUAUGGAAUGGAUCUAAACAUUUUUCACUUCCCGGAUUGGAAUUUUCUGUUAUUUAUUAUCCCCACCAAUCUGAUAUAUUUUUACAUUCUUCAAUUGCUCAUUACCAACAAUGUUCCCCUUUAGUACAAUUUUUUGCUUCCAAACUUUUGGAUGAUUUUGAAUGGACAUCAAAACUUUUUGAAAAAAGAAAAUUUAGACUUGAAACCCUUUCUUUACAAAUGUUGAAUGAACUUAAAAAUAUACUAAAUAUUUAUUCGAAACAAAUAUUAAAAACAGAAAGGCCAAUAACACAAUGGAUAUUAAUUGAUUUAUUUAAAUAUUUGCCGUUAAUUAAUGGAAAUAUUUCUUUUGUUUCUGAAAAAGAACUUUAUAAAGAAUUUAAACAAAUUGGAAAAAUUGAAUUAAUUUGUGGUGAAGAAUUGGGAAUGGAAAGGCCUGGAUGGUUUAGAUUAAGAUAUUUACCUAAUGUUAUUGAACGAUUAAAAAAUAUUCUUGAAAACAAAUUAGUGCCUUCAAACAAUCAAACAGAAAUUGUAGAUAUAAAUGAAUUGGGAUGUAAAUAUGGAGGAGGUAUUAAUUUAUUUCCUGAAAAUGGAAUUGAAGAAGGAGGAAAAUUAAGAGAAGAAAUUUGGGGGAAAAUUGAAGGGAAGAAGGAGGAGGAAGAAGAAGGAGGAAUUGGUAGAAAAAUUUGGGAUAUAAGUGAAGGAGAUGAAAAUGAGGAGGGAUUAAAAGAAAGGGAAGAGGAAAUGGAAGAAGACGAAGUUCUUAGCAAACAAUUAAAUAAUUUAAAUAAAACUGAAAUUGAGGAUGUUGAUAAAUUAAAAGAAAACCAGAACUUUCAAGAAAAUUCAAAAAAUUUAAAUAUUUCCAAAGAAAUUCCUUCAACAGAUUUAAGUUUUAUAGAAGAAUUAAUUAAAAGUAGUAAAAGAGAAGAGAAGGAAGAAGGAGAAAUAAUUAGUAAAUGGAAAUAUUGUGAAGAAGAAGAAUUUUAUGAAGAAGCUUUUACUGAAGAUGUUGAAAAUUUCGAAGAAAUAAUUCAAUCACCUCAAAAUUUAUUAAUUUCUCCAAACAAAACAUUAGAAUAUUCCCCUUUGAGUGUUACUGUGCCUGAUAGACCUAAAAUUAAUUUUUUUGAAAAAGAAGAGAAUAAUACAACAAAUAUUUUGGAUGAUAGUAAUGAUUCUAAAAGAAUUAUUGAAAUUAUUGAUCAAAUAUUUAGAGAUGCUGUUGAAAUUAAAGAUUUUUCUUCUUCCUCAACAGAAUCCCAUCCAAACAAUGCAAUACCUCAACAUGACAGGCAUUGGUCCGAUUCUGGACUUGCUGCUGAAUCUCCCCCAGAUUUUACUUCCAUAUCUCCCCCACCCCCAAAUAAACAAGAAAAAUCUUCGACUGUCGGAAUUCAACUUCCUUUUGAAGAAUUAACGCCCGAAUAUAGCAGAAGACGUUUAAUUGGUCCGGAUGAUCAAAUGUUAGACGAUUCUGGAAUUUUUGUAGAAUUACAGCCUGGGGCUUUGAGUAUUGACUUUCCUUUAUUAGUCCCAAUUGAUAAAUUAAAUAAAGUAGAAGAAAUAUCUGAGUUAAUUUUACCUUCAAAAAAUAUUUCUUCAACAAAUUUACAAUUAAAUAGAGAAUUAAUUAAUAACAAUAAUAUACCAAUAAUGACAAUAGAUUUACCGUUUAAAUCUGUGGAGGAAGAAAUUGUUGGUUGGAAACCUUUAGAAAAUUUAAAAGAAGAAAAUGAAAAUAAAGAAUUACUUAAACCUUUAAUUAACGAAAAAAGAAAAUUAAGUGCAACAGAUUGGUAUAAACGUUUUGGGGAUGAGGAAGAGGAAGAUGAAAAAGAAGAAGAAGAAAUUAAUAAAGAAAUAAUUUUAGACCCCUCAGAUAUAGCAGCAUUAAUUAAUGAAGGGGCAGAAUUUUGUCCUAUUAUUAAAAAAGAACAACAAACAGAAGAGGGGGAGGGAGAGAAUAUUAAAUCAAAAAGUGGUGAAGUACUUGAUUGGAAACCUCUUGAACAAAUUAAUAUUUUAAUUGAGGAAAAGAAGCAACAAGAAAUUAAUGAAGAAUAUUUAGUAAAUGAUAAUCAAGACAAUAAUAAUAUAUUUAAGGAAUCAAAAGAUAGUUCAUUUAAUUCGUUAAAUGAUCAAUUACCUAUUAUUUCUUCUAGAAAAAGUACAAAAUCAGAAGCCUUAGAUAUUGUUUCUGAAUGGAAUAAUAAAUUAAUAAAGAAACAAGUUGAUGGAAAUAAGGAAGAAGAAGAAAAGGUUAAUAUUGAUAUUCAGUUAAAUAGUGAUAGUUGGCAGGCUAAUUCUAAAGUGUUAAUUUUGCCUUUAACAAAAUUAGAAAAAGCAGAAUUUAAUAUUAAAAAUAAAGAGAAAGGCCAUUUAAAAACAAUUGUUCAUUUAAAUUCUCCCCCUAAAAAACCUCAAAGAACAUCUUUGGAUUCCGAGCCUGAACAUUCUAAUUUCCAAAAAAUAAAUAGAGGAAAUGAGGAGGAAAAGAAAAUAUUGUUUUCUAAUAAUUCAAGUAAAACUCAACAAAUCCACCAUAAAAUGCAGAUGCGUAGAUGCCGUCGUAGACCUUUAUCUGGCUCAAAAUUGAAUCGUAAUCUUCUUACUAUUGAACAUAUAAAUAUAACACAAUUAGAAUAUUUGGGUGGUGAUAUGUUAGAAAAAAUUGAAAAAGGAGAACGUAUUGUUACAAAUAUUUCAACAAAAUUAAAUAAUUUUGCUGAAAAUGAAUUAUUUAAUAAAUUGGAUUUCCGAAGAAAUGAAAGAAUUAACAAAUUUGUUGAAAUAAAGAGGAAUAGAAGUGAAGAAACAGGCAAAAUAAAAACAGAAACAAAAAUAAUAAAAAGUCAAUUAAAAAACAAAAAUAAUGAAGAAAUAAAAAACGAAAAUGCCUCAUUAUUUACAGAAAUAACUUCAAAUAAUAAUUCUGAAAAUCCUUCUUUUUCUGAUAAAAAUAAAAUAAUUUGGAGAAAUAUACCAAUUAAACAACAAAAAAUUUCCCCUCCCUCACGUAUUUCAAUUACAACAAAUCAAGGGGGAAUUUUAAAUAAAAAUAGUGAAGGAAAUGUUGUUACUGUUAAACACACUCCCGGCACUAAUUGGUGUAUUUCUUCAAUUUAUAAAACAACAGAAUAUGGAUGGGAAAAACAAACAUUAAAACCUCGUUUUGCUACAAACUUUGAUGAAAUGCCGAGGAGAACAAGCACAUAA
This is a messenger RNA of Meloidogyne enterolobii, 3930 nucleotides long. The record is from the annotation of a GenBank genome assembly. Lineage: Eukaryota; Metazoa; Nematoda; Chromadorea; Rhabditida; Meloidogynidae.